GCUCUUCAUAAGAGAAGUAUAAAAUUGUUGAUCUAAAAAACUCAUUUAUUAUAUGUUUUGCCACGAUGGAACUAUCUACUUUUCUCAGUUUACUGUUCUUUGUUACAAUUUUUUCCUUGACGACAUGUAAAAAAAUUAGUAUUGAGGAUCUAGAACCACUUGAAACCGGGCUUCGUGAAUAUUUCCAAACGGGCCAAGCCACGGACGAAUUUCUCGAAACUUUACAUUCGUACGAAUUUCCUUAUUUGUUUCGAGAUGGAAUGGAAAAAGUUUACGACAGUGCAGCUGUCUGCUACAUGUGUAGUCUAGUUGUCGAUUUUGUAAUAAGUCAACGAAAAAAUUCUGGAAUUAGUCGUGAAACUAUCCUUGACGAAGCAACUUUUCUGUGCACUGAAUUGAAAAUGGAGCCAGAGAGGGUUUGUAAGGGUCAAAUGGAGCUCAAUAUUGAUAUUUUCUUGUACACAAUUGACAAUUACCCAAACUUUACCUCGAAUAGAGUUUGCGGGGCGUUUCUCCAGCCUCAUGGUUGUGACAAAGGUGAUGCUUUUGAAUGGUCGAUUAAUAUUCCAUCUGGUAAUUCCCCCGAACGUCCAAAACCCAACGGAACAGAUACUUUAACAAUUUUACAACUCAGUGAUAUUCACUAUGAUCCUAAUUAUACUCCCAAUGGCAAUGCCGCUUGUGGCGAACCUGUUUGUUGCCAACCGGAUCAAGGCGAACCUUCAAGUCCUGAAAAUGCUUGUGGGUAUUGGACAGAUUAUAGAAACGGGGAUAGUCCUUGGUAUUUGAUAGAAGAAACAAUUAGACAAACUAAAACCCAGCCAAUUGACUAUGUUUAUUACACUGGUGAUAUUAUCGUUCACCGAACUUGGGAAACUAGCAUUGAAAGCAAUACGGAAGCUAUAAGUAAACUCUAUUCCUAUUUUAAGGAUAGUUAUGAUGUUCCAGUUUUUCCGAUAUUUGGAAACCACGAAUCUCAUCCUCUUAACGUGUGGCCUAAUGACAAAGUCGUUGAUGAGAAACUAAGUAUUAAGUGGUUAUUUGAACUUGCGGCCAAACACUGGUCCGAGUUAAUUGGUGAAGAUGUUAGCGAAACGGUUUUAAAAGGUGGUUACUAUUCUGUUAGUCCUAGACCUGGAUUUAGGGUUAUUGGUAUUAAUAGUAAUGUUGCUUAUACUGAUAAUUGGUGGUUGAUGUACGAUGAUGUUGACCCUUAUGGACAACUGCAAUGGUUAGCUGACACUCUUAAAAAAGCAGAAGAUAAUAACGAAAGUGUUCAUAUACUGACCCAUGUCCCUACUGGUUGUUUUUACAGUUUAAUAGUGUGGAAUAGGGAAUAUACAAAAAUUCUUGAGAGAUUUUCUAAUACCAUUACUGGGCAUUUUAAUGGGCACACCCACAGAGACGAGUUUUCUGUUUAUUACAACCGUUCAAACCCGACUCAAGCUAUAGGAGCUGUUUUUAAUGGAGCUUCGGUAACUCCCUAUGAUCUUGCCAAUCCCAGUUUCAAAUAUUACCAUGUCGAUGAAACCACUUUUAAUUUACUAGAUUACGAAGAAUGGGCCUUUAAUUUGACUCUUGCCAACUCGUAUGGCUCUUCAAAGUUACCAGAAUGGUACAAAUUGUACAGUUUUGUUGAAGCUUAUGGUGUUGAUAAUUUGCUUCCUUCUGAAGUUGAUAAAGUUUUGUACAAAAUGGCUGAAGACCACUCUCUUCUCGAUGAUUAUUUCAAAUUCAAAUUCAGAAAUGGUGACCCUGGUAUUAGUGGUGGAUGUGAUGACUCUUGUAAGAAAGGUUUGUUGUGCGAUAUUGCGACAACUGUGUUUGGUGAAGAUGAGCAAUGUAAGCGUUUCCUAGACUUGUAUGAUCAAUAAAUUUAAAUAAACGUAUGCACUUAU
Tribolium madens (black flour beetle) is the source of this 1898-nucleotide messenger RNA. Its product is annotated as sphingomyelin phosphodiesterase-like. The coding region runs from base 66 to 1874 and encodes 602 amino acids. Gene Ontology annotation, cellular component: lysosome. Gene Ontology annotation, biological process: ceramide biosynthetic process; sphingomyelin catabolic process. Lineage: Eukaryota; Metazoa; Arthropoda; Insecta; Coleoptera; Tenebrionidae. Gene Ontology annotation, molecular function: acid sphingomyelin phosphodiesterase activity. The record is from RefSeq and is a predicted model, not a curated record. The transcript has 8 exons.